Molecule: messenger RNA, 2668 nt
Organism: Melitaea cinxia (Glanville fritillary)
Lineage: Eukaryota; Metazoa; Arthropoda; Insecta; Lepidoptera; Nymphalidae
Gene: Tab2
Exons: 3
Coding region: 512-2287 (591 amino acids)
Source: RefSeq, a predicted model, not a curated record
AUGUCUGUAGUCAAAAUGGAAGGUUGAAAUGACAAGUUUGUGAUCUUCGUAAUUUUAUUUUUGGAUUCACAAAUGUUAAUAUACCCUUUAAAUUUUCAAAGUUGUUACUGUUUAAGCGACAGUCUCUAUUUUUCUAUAAACAUCAAAAACAAAGUGAAAACUCAUCUCAUAAGGUGUUGCAACUGGUCAAAAAAAUAGCAUUGGUAUGAUGAUAACAAAAGAUAUAAAAAUUCAGCCUUGUCUCGUUAUGUGCUCUUUUUCGUCACAUGUGUACCGUAGGGAUUAGCGAGUCAUGAGUAUUUGCAACCGUGAGAGUUCAGUGGUGUACACGUAAAGGUGUGAAAAAGAGAUUUUAAGGUUUAUGACGUCACUAGAGUGAAAAGACAAUAAAAUUUCGGCUUUCGCAUACGAUGUUUGUUACUUUUUUUCGGUGAGUGCCAAUAUAUUUUUGUUGAUACAGUGACAGGCGAGUUCACGGUGCAGAGGAGGUGUUCCGCGAGGAUGGGCGGCGAUGUCUGCCCCCUCCGAUAGCGCCACGAGCCCUUCACCAUGUGCGUGUACCAACAUAUCGCUUAUGCAAUUGUUUCAUGAGCUGAAACAGAAGUUUCCCGGCGUCCCCGAUCAUGUUGUAUCACACACGAUCGAACUGUACUGUCACGACAAGAAAGCUUGUGAGACACACCUCCAUAGAGAAGUCAAGGCCUCCCUAACACACGCGUAUCAUGCUUCUUCGUCGGCCGCAGCUCGCCAGCUCAAUGAACUCAGAGUCAGUCCACCGAUCAAGUGCCGCAACCAACCUAUAGUCAAGCAUGAAGCUGCAAAAUGCACUGCUGUUAAAUCUUUAACUUGCCAGGGUCCACAGAAAGCUGUGAUAAGCACUAGCACUGGUAUAGAGGAAGAAAAGCCUAAAUUAAGUACUGAUGCCAAUCAAAAUGUUGUUGAAAAUAACAGUGAUGAAAAACUAAAUAAUGUUUCAUCUCCAGUCACUGUUAUUAAUAUUGAUCAAUGUUAUGCAAAGUAUAAUGCUGGGUCCCCUAGUGAUAUAGAACUAACUAACGAAACCAAGGCAGAAGAACAAAGUACAGUUGAAGAAACUACAUCUCAGGAGUCUAAACCACUUGAGAAAGAUAAUAUUGUAAGCCCUGAACAACCAGAGAGCACUAAUUACAAAAUAUUAAAAAGCAAUAAAAUCAAAGCCAAUUUAAAUGAGAAACUUGAGACUUUAAAAGAAGUUAAAGAAAAGAAGACUAUUAAGAAAGAUUCACCUGUCAAGCCAACUCCCGAGAAGCCUCAAAGGCCUAACACAUUAAACUUCAUCAAGGAAAAUCCAGACAUUGCAUUUAAAGAAAACUUAAAACAGCCUGAACCUGAGACGAGUAGAACAGUUUCCCCGGCACCGUCAGCACCUAAACCAGAGACAAAGGACCAAAAACCUGGUAACUACCGCCUAGAUAGAGGGUACCCUCUUAACUGGUCCGUUAAUGUUAAUUGUCAUAUGGACUUGAGUCGUGCCUACGAUGGGGAUUACGAUAGCCCGAGAGCUAUAACAUCUGUUAAUUUAACAGUUUGCACUCCAACUUCAAACAUGGCUAGCCCUAUUAGGGAGACAAGAGAAGAAGACGGGUCAUUUGAAGGUCAUGUAACUGUAACGGUCAGUCCGAGUACAACACGACCGAGACGUCGGGCUCCACCACCUCCAAUGCCGAUGUCACGCAUAGAGUCUCCACGACCUACCAGAUCUGCUCCGGAGCCCCCUGGUCACUCACAAGACCGUUCUCUCAUUGAACGUCAGAAAGAACGAUUAUCCAGACUAGCUUCGGCUCUAGCUCAAGAAAAGGGUCGCCUGGCGCAAUUAAACAGAGAGACUCAGAUACUAGCAGCACCGCCCCCGACGCCGAGUGCCACACAGAGACUGAAGGAUUACGUCGAGAGACUUCGAGAUGAGUGUGAUAUGUUAGCUAAGAGAUUAGAGAUGGGUAAUACUGCACGUGUAAUGCCCGUUGCAGAGGCAGACGACUCAAGCAACUUUUACAGCAACAUAUACACUGGCCAGCGUCAGCCAGCGUCCUGGCAAUGCCACAUGUGUACCUUCCGGAACCAUCCGUUACUUGACAAGUGUGAGGAGUGCGAUAUGCCAAGGAUAUUCGUAGGUACGUCCCCGGCUACCACUCACGACUCGGGCUUUGGCUCGUUUCGUGACAGAAACAGGAGGGGUGCAAAUAGACAUACAGAUGUGACCGAUGCUCCCAUCCCUCCUGUAAACGACUACGGAGCUGUGAACGUUUGAAAAAAAUCCGUAUGCCUUGAGUGCCUUUAAGUGCGUUUUUUAAGUGUUUUAACCAGACUUAAGUGCUAUCUAAGUGAAUACUAAACAGUGUUGUGCAGUUAACCUAGCAUGUGGCAUGUCCACGAUAUAAAAGUAUGUGCCACUGUGAACUGUUAUAAAUAAUGGCAUAUUCUUUUAUAGUUUGUUAUACCCAAUGUUCCUGUUUGAUACCAGACAUUGAAUUCUUGCAUGUGUGUUCUUAUCUAUUUAGUAUUUUUAAUAACCAUUUAAGAUAGGAGAGAUUUUAUAUGUAUAUAGGAUUUUAGUAAGUUACCGAGUUAUUAAAUAUAGACGGUUGUAGGAAAAUUUAAUAAUAUUGUCAUUAAAAAUUCAAAUUUAAUU